AUGUCUACUAAUACCACUACCACUACAGCCAACAACCUACAAGUAGUAGACUCCUUAGCAUUAAGUGAAAUUUUCAAAGGAUUAACCUCAAAUUCAGAAGAAGAAAGGACAAGAUAUGCACAAGAAUUACAUACAUAUUUAUCAUCAAUUGCAAGAGAUUUAUCAACUGAACAGUUUAAUAGAUAUAAUAAUGAUAUAAAUAAAACAAUUUUUGAACUACUACAUCGAGAAAAGACUUCAGAAAUAUUAGGUGGUAUAGCUGCAUUAAAUGCAUUAAUUGAAUUUGAUUCUGGUGUAGGUAAAGAAAAUGCAAGUAAAACUGCAAGAUUCUCCAACUACUUGGGGUCAUUAAUUUUAUCUAAUGAUUUAGUAAUUAUGAAACAAGCAACUAGAACUUUAGGAAGACUAGCAACGUUAGGAGGAAAUUUAACUGGAGAUUUUGUUGAUUAUGAAGCUAAAAGAGCCAUUGAAUGGUUACAAAGUGAUAGUAGACAACAUGAAAAUAGAAGACAUGCUGCAAUUUUGAUCAUAACUGCAUUAGCAGAUUAUGCACCUACUUUAUUAUAUCCUUUAACCAAUCAAAUUUUUGAAAAUUUAUGGUCACCUUUAAGAGAUUAUAAACUUAUUAUUAGAAUAGAUGCAGCAACAGCUUUACAAAAAUGUAUGCAAAUUAUAUAUGAUAGAGAUCCAACUGCUAGACUGUUUUGGAUCAAAAGAAUGAUUGAACUGGCUUCAAAAUUACUUAAUGAAAAUCAAGACGUCAAUAAUGAUACAAAUAGUUCAUAUAAUUUAAUACCUUCUUCAUCUCAACUGAGUGAAAACAUUCACGGAUCAUUAUUAGUCUAUAAAGAAUUAUUAAAAUACUACAAAGAUCCAUUUAUAGUAUCAAGAUUUGAAAUAAUGUAUGAAAAUACAAUGCUAUAUAAACAUCAUAAAUUAGCAAUAGUAAGGCAGGAAUUAACUAAAAUUUUUCCAUUAUUAUGUAAAGUCAACACGGAAUUAUUCGUUGAAAAAUACUUGCAUAGAACUUUUUAUUAUUAUUUAUCACAGUUGAAAAAAUAUAAAAACCAACAUAACGAAACUGCAAAUCAAGACAAGAGUGUAAUAUUUAGAAGCAUCGGACUAAUAGCAAUAGAAGUGGGGAAUCAAACAGCAACUUAUUUAGAUGCGAUUCUAGAUAAUAUAAGAGAAGGUUUAGCUCGAAAUUUUGGAGUACAACUGUUUGAAGCAAAUGAAAAUGUUAUAACUUCAAACAUUGCAUCUUUAUCAACAAGUUCAAAGUACACAACCAGUAAAAAAGAAACAGAACCCGCAAUUUUCGAUUGUAUAGGAAAAUUAUCUAUAGCAGUUGGUCCAGCACUUACGAAGCAUUUACAAAGAGAUAUACUAGAUAUGAUGUUUGCCAAUUGUUCACUUUCAAAACCUAUGCAAGAUGUUCUACAAACUUUAACCAAAAAUAUACCCACUUUAACAACAUUAAUCAACGAAAAAUCACUCAAUCUACUAAGUUUAGUCUUAUCCGGUAAAGGAUUUCAACCACCUGGUUCACCAUACGGAAGUAUUAAAAUGAAAUCAAAUCUUGCAAAAGAUUGUAGAUUGAUAAUGAUAUCAAGAGAUACUGGAUUAAGUAUAAAUAAUAUACGAUCAGAUCAACAAAAAUAUGAAAAAUUAGAUAGCUCAAUAAUAGUUCAAGCAUUAGAAAUGUUGGCAGCUUUUAAAUUUGAUAAUUAUCAAUUAAAUGAAUUUGUGAGAUAUUGUACUAUAAAUUAUCUUGAAAGUAAUAAUUUGAAAGUUAGACUUACUGCAACUGUCACAUCAUGUGAAAUUUUUGUUAAAGAUCCUAUAUGUCAACAAGUUAGUGUAAAUGCAUUAAAUGCUGUAAAUGAAGUCUUGGGUAAAUUAUUAGCUAUAUCAAUAACUGAUCCUGCACCAGAAAUUAGAAUUGCGGGUCUUACGGUAUUAGCAAAUGCUGGUAAUUUUGAUCCUCAACUAUCGCAAGCAGAUAAUGUUAGACUACUAUUCAUUGCAUUAAAUGAUGAAGUAUUUGAAGUAAGAAAAGUUGCAAUAAAAAUAUUGGGAAGAUUGUCAUCAAUCAAUCCUGCAUACAUUGUACCGUCAUUAAGGAAAACAUUGAUUCAAUUAUUAGCAAAACUUGAUUAUUCAAUUUCAAGUAGGAAAAAAGAAGAAACUGCAAUAUUACUAUCCAUACUUAUCAGCAACUCAAAAGAAUUAACAAGACCUUAUGUUAAACCUAUUGUAGAAGCAUUAUUACCAAAAGCCAAAGAUGUAAGUUCAUCUGUUGCAUCAAGUGCAAUCAAAUGCCUAGGCGACUUAUCUGUUGUCGGAGGUGAAGAUCUAAAACCAUUCAUACCAAGUUUAAUGCCACUUAUACUAGAAACAUUCCAAGACCAAAGUUCUUCGUAUAAAAGAGACGCAGCUUUGAAAACUUUAGGCCAAUUAUCAUCAUCAUCAGGAUAUGUUAUACAACCAUUGUUAGACUACCCUCAAUUAUUAGGUAUGUUGGUAGCUAUAUUAAAAUCUGAUAAUUCAAUAGAAAUAAGAAGAGAAACUGUUAGAUUAUUAGGUAUACUAGGAGCCUUAGAUCCAUAUAAACAUAGAGAAGUAGAACAAAAUUCCAAAAACAUACCAGCAGAACAAAAUGCUCCACCUGUUGAUGUUGCCUUGCUAAUGCAAGGAAUGUCACCAUCAAAUGAAGAAUAUUACCCCACAGUUGCCAUCACAAAUUUAAUGAAAAUAUUAAAAGAUCCAUCAUUAAGUUUACAUCAUACAAAAGUCAUACAAGCUAUAAUGUAUAUUUUUCAAACUUUGGGUUUAAGAUGUGUUACUUUUUUACCACAGAUUAUACCUGGUAUUAUUAAUGUUAUACAUACUUGUCAACAGUCAAUGUUGAAAUUUUAUUUCCAACAAUUAGGUGAUAUCAUAUUAAUUGUCAAACAGCAUAUAAGACCAUUUUUAGAUGAGAUUUUUCAAGCUAUAAAAGAUUUCUUUUAUGUCAAUCAAUUAAAUAUUCAAGUUACUAUCAUUAAUGUUAUACAGUCAGUUUCCAAAGCCUUAGAUGGUGAAUUCAAAUUAUAUUUACCAGAUGUUCUUACAUUAUUAUUAGGUGUAUUUGAAGAAGACAAAUCGGUGAAAAGAGUUUCUUCAUUACAUGUACUUAAAAGUUUUGUUGUAUUUGGAAGUAAUAUUGAAGAAUUUGUUGAUAUUAUUGUACCCACUAUAGUGAAGAUGUUUGAAACUGGUCCAUUAGAAUUAAGAAAAGCUGCUAUUGAAACCAUUGGUAGAUUAUCACGUAAUGUGAUGCUUAAUGAUAUGGCAUCUAGAAUCAUACAUCCGUUGUUAAGAGUUAUGCAUACAGAAGAACUUCGAGAAUCAUGUAUUAAUACAUUAAAUUUUAUGUUAUUACAAUUAGGUUCAGAAUUUACCGUCUUCAUUCCAAUCAUCAAAAAAACUUUAAUACAACAAAAUAUAGUUGCACCAAAAUUUGAACAACUUGUUAGUAGAUUAUUAAAUGGGGAUCCAUUACCUUUGCAUGUAGAAGAAUAUGAAAAUGGUCAUUAUGACGCUGCAGAUUCAGAUAUGCCUUCCAAAAAACUUCCAGUAAAUCAAGCAGCUUUAAAAGCAGCAUGGGAUGCAAGUCAAAGACGUACGAAGGAAGAUUGGCAAGAAUGGAUUGGUAGAUUAAGUAAAGAGUUAUUAUUACAAAGUCCUUCUCAUGCCAUAAGAGCGUGUGCUGGUCUAGCUUCAGAUUAUUAUCCAUUAGCUAAAGAUUUAUUUAAUGCAAGUUUUGCAAGCUGUUGGAGUGAACUAUAUUCUCAACAUAAAGAAGAAUUGGUUCAAGCUUUUUGUAUAGCACUUUCAUCACCAACAAAUCCACCAGAAAUACAUCAAAUAUUAUUAAACUUAGCUGAAUUUAUGGAACAUGAUGAUAAAUCCUUACCAAUUGCUAUAAGUACAUUAGGCCAAUAUGCUCAAAGAUGUCAUGCAUUUGCAAAAGCACUUCACUAUAAAGAGUUAGAAUUUUAUGAAGAACCAACAACUCCAACUAUAGAAUCAUUAAUAAGUAUAAACAAUCAACUUCAACAAUCAGACGCAGCCAUUGGUAUUUUGAAACAUGCUCAACUACAUCAUGAUUUACAACUAAAAGAAACAUGGUAUGAAAAAUUACAUAGAUGGAAUGAUGCAUUGAAAGCUUAUAAUGAAAGAGAAAAAGUUGAACCUGAUAAUAUGGAAAUUACAAUGGGUAAAAUGAGAUGUUUCCAUGCAUUAGGAGAAUGGGAACAAUUAUCAGAAUUAGCUCGUAGUAAAUGGGAUAAUUCGUCAAGUGAUGUUAAAAGAAGUGUUGCUCCAUUAGCAGCAGCAGCGGCUUGGGGUCUAGGUCAAUGGGAUAGAAUGGAUUCUUGCAUAAAAGUUAUGAAAGCUGCAUCACCAGAUAAGGCCUUUUUCAAUGCUAUAUUGAGUUUACAUAGAAAUAAUUUUGAAGAUGCUUCUGAACAUAUCUUAAAAGCUAGAGAUCUUUUGGUUACGGAAAUAACAGCAUUGGUCAGCGAAAGUUACAACAGAGCCUAUGGUGUUGUUGUUAGAGUACAAAUGUUAGCUGAAUUAGAAGAAAUUAUUAAAUAUAAAUGUUUACCUCAAGGUUCAGAAAAGAGAGCAAUAAUGCGUAAGACAUGGAAUACAAGAUUACUUGGAUGUCAAAGAAACGUUGACAUAUGGCAAAGAAUGUUGAAAGUACGAGCAUUAGUUAUCAAGCCAAAACAAGAUAUGGACAUGUGGAUUAAAUUUGCAAACCUUUGUAGAAAAUCCGGCAGAUUAAAUUUAGCUGAAAAGUCAUUAAAUCUGUUAUUAGAAGAAGGAUCACCUGAAAAUCCUUCAAGAGCACCUCCUCAAGUUGUUUAUGCACAAUUGAAAUAUAUGUGGACAAAAGGUCAAAGACCAGAAGCAUUAAGACAUUUAGUUGAUUUUACAACAAGAAUGUCACAAGAUUUAGGUUUAAAUCCAAAUGACUUGAUAACUCAACCAUUACCAUCUGAAGGACCAGGUAUUCCAAAACAUGUUGAUGAAUAUACUAAAUUAUUAGCUAGAUGUUUUUUAAAACAAGGUGAAUGGCAAAUUGCGUUAAAUAAUAAUUGGAGGUCAGAAACUUCAGAGAUUAUUUUAGGUGCUUAUUUAUUAGCUACUCAUUUUGAUAAUAAAUGGUAUAAAGCAUGGCAUAAUUGGGCUUUAGCUAAUUUUGAAGUAAUCUCAUUAUACACAAGUCAAAAUCAAGGUGAAGAGAAAAAAUCCAAUGAUAUUGAUGGUACAAUUCAUAUUCAACAAACUAAUGUUAUACCUAUUGAGGCAGUUCAAAGACAUGUUAUACCAUCUAUCAAAGGUUUUUUCCACUCAAUUGCAUUAUCAAACUCAAAUUCACUUCAAGAUAUGUUAAGAUUAUUGACAUUAUGGUUUAAAUUUGGUGGUAUACCAGAAGCAGCAAAAGCUAUGAAUGAAGGUUUUAAUAUGGUCAAAAUUGAUACUUGGUUAGAAGUUGUACCACAAUUAAUUUCACGUAUUCAUCAACCAAAUGAAAUUGUUAGUAGAUCAUUAUUUGGUUUGUUAACGGACUUAGGUAAAGCUCAUCCUCAAGCAUUAGUAUAUCCAUUAGCUGUUGCCAUUACUUCAGAAUCGGCAAGUAGAAAGAAAGCAGCUCAAUCUAUAAUUGAAAAAAUGAGGUUUCAUUCUUCGGUAUUAGUUGAUCAAGCAGAAUUGGUCAGUAGAGAAUUAAUUAGAGUUGCUGUAUUAUGGCAUGAACAAUGGUAUGAAGGUUUAGAAGAUGCUUCCAGAUUGUUUUUUGGAGAACACAACACAGACAAAAUGUAUGAAGUAUUAGAACCAUUACAUCAAAUGUUACAAAGAGGGCCUGAAACAAUGAGAGAACAAGCAUUUGCUAAUGCAUUUGGUAGAGAAUUGGCUGAUGCUUUUGAAUGGGUCUUAAAUUUUAGACGUACUAAAGACAUUACCAAUUUAAAUCAAGCUUGGGAUAUUUAUUAUAAUGUUUUUAGAAGGAUUACAAGACAAUUACCACAAUUGGUCAGUCUUGAGUUACAAUUUGUUUCACCAAUGUUGGAAAAAGCUCAUGAUUUAGAAUUGGCUGUACCUGGUACUUAUGAAGCAGGUAAACCAGUAAUUAGAAUUAUUGGAUUUGAUCCUACUUUUUCGGUUAUAUCAUCGAAACAAAGGCCAAGGAAAUUGUCAUGUAGAGCAAGUAAUGGUAAAGUUUAUCAAUAUGUUUUAAAAGGUCAUGAAGAUAUUAGACAAGAUAAUUUAGUCAUGCAAUUAUUUGGUUUAGUUAAUACUCUAUUAGUCAAUGACCCAGAAUGUUUUAAAAGACAUUUAGAUAUACAGCAAUAUCCUGCUAUUCCCCUUUCUCCAAAAGUUGGUUUAUUAGGUUGGGUACCAAACUCAGAUACUUUCCAUAUGCUUAUAAAGGGAUACAGAGAAUCAAGAAGUAUUAUGUUGAAUAUUGAACAUAGAUUAUUAUUACAAAUGGCACCAGAUUAUGAUAUUUUAACAUUAUUACAAAAAGUCGAAGUAUUUACAAGUGCUUUAGACAAUACAAGAGGCCAAGAUUUAUAUAAAGUUCUAUGGUUGAAAUCUAAAUCUUCAGAAGCUUGGCUAGACAGAAGAACUACAUAUACCAGAUCAUUAGCCGUCAUGUCAAUGGUUGGUUACAUUUUGGGAUUAGGUGAUAGACAUCCAUCUAAUUUAAUGCUUGAUAGAAUUACUGGUAAAGUUGUACAUAUUGAUUUUGGUGAUUGUUUUGAAGCUGCUAUAUUACGAGAAAAAUAUCCAGAAAAAGUUCCAUUUAGAUUAACAAGAAUGUUAAAUUAUGCGAUGGAAGUUAGUGGAAUUGAAGGUUCAUUUAGGAUUACUUGUGAACAAGUAAUGAGAGUUUUAAGAGAUAACAAAGAAUCAUUAAUGGCUAUAUUAGAAGCAUUUGCUUAUGAUCCUUUAAUUAAUUGGGGUUUUGAUUUCCCAACUAAAACAUUAGCUGAAGCUACUGGUAUAAAAGUUCCACAAAUCAAUAUUGUUGAAUUAUUAAGGACUGGUCAAAUUGAUGAAGCUGAAGCUAAUAGAUUACAAAAGCAAAAUGAUUUAGAAAUUAGAAAUGCUAGAGCUGGAUUAGUCUUAAAAAGAAUUACUGAUAAAUUGACUGGUAAUGAUAUCAAGAGAUUAAAAGGUUUAGAUGUUCCUACACAAGUUGAUAAAUUAAUCCAACAAGCAACUAGUGUUGAAAAUCUAUGUCAACAUUAUAUUGGUUGGUGUUCCUUCUGGUAA
Molecule: messenger RNA, 7335 nt
Organism: Lodderomyces jiufengensis
Lineage: Eukaryota; Fungi; Ascomycota; Pichiomycetes; Serinales; Debaryomycetaceae
Gene: TOR1
Product: phosphatidylinositol kinase-related protein kinase
Exons: 1
Coding region: 1-7335 (2444 amino acids)
Biological process (GO): negative regulation of macroautophagy; TOR signaling; protein phosphorylation
Cellular component (GO): TORC2 complex; TORC1 complex; nucleus
Molecular function (GO): protein serine/threonine kinase activity; protein-containing complex binding; protein binding
Source: RefSeq, a predicted model, not a curated record